CGCUACCUACACUUAGAUUAGAUGCAAAAUCCACCUCAAACGGAACCAAUCCAUCAUGUUCAGUGGUUCUAUUUAUCCAAUUUUGACCUCUACGAUGAAACAUCAUGCAUGGAGGCGCCUGAGCCGCAGCGCUGGCGUAGAUUUUUGAAUCAUGACAAUCGCGCGUUGGAAGCAAAGCACCAGGAAAUCAACGAUGCGAAUGUUUCGCAAGAACCUAAUCAAAAAAAUGUAAUUGUGGGAGUAUCAGGUCUACAUGUUGUGAAUUUACCAACACUAACAUUGAAACCCUUGUAUUGGCCUAGUAGCCGUAGAAACGACACUCUUCGUGUUGUCCGCGGGUUUUGGAUGUAUGAGGAUACUGGAUUGCCAGUGAUCGAUGAGUUGGCCGAAAUUUUGGAAGAAGGAUAUCAGCGGAUUAAGCCAUAUAACAUAAAUUGGGACAAGUUAGAAAAUGAUAUAGUAGAUGAAAACCAAGAGAGAUCGAGUAUUUUUUCUUCUGGAAGACGAAAGUCUUCUAAGGACACGAUAAGCCAUUUGCAAUGGGCAUUGAAGCCUCAUUCUUCUGGAAAGUAUGUCUUAUAUGAAGAUGGGUAUCGAGCACUCUUAUGCCAGGGAGGAUUGCUUUCUUAUUUCUCGAAAGGAACGCAGUCUCAGCGCACUGGUCUGAAAGGAAUUCCGGUAAUUCGAGACUUCCCCGUGAAAGAAGACGAUGGCUUCCGCGGUUUAAAGCAGGUAACUGAUCUCUUUUUGGUUGUCCAUGGAAUUGGUCAGAAGAGAUCUGAAACUGAGGAACGCUAUCAAUUUACUAAAACGUGUAAUGUGUUUCGAUCGUUAAUUCAAAAGCAAAAACUAAUUAUGAAACAAAAUCCUUUGUUACGAGAUGAUUAUGAACCUCAAUUGCUGCCCAUCUGCUGGAGGAACAAGAUUAAUUUUGACUCGUUCUUCCAGGUUACUGAGGACGACGAAGAAAGCGACGAUGUUGAUGGUAACCGAUUCCACAUUGAAGAUAUUGAAAUUGAUAGCAUUCCAACUGUUCGUCGACUUUUUGGGGAUGUGAUGAGUGAUAUCCCUUACUAUAUGUCUCACCAUAAAGAUUCCAUCAUUCGCUCUGUCAUUCGAGAAGCGAAUCGAGUCUACGAUUUAUGGAUAGAUUGUAAUCCUUAUUUUAAAGAAAAUAAAGGAAGGAUCUUUAUUAUUGGGCAUUCUUUAGGUGCUACCGUUGUUUUUGAUAUUUUAUCACUUCAACCUACGUUCGUAAAGGAGCUUGGCCCCGAAAUAGAAGACGAUAAAUAUUUUAAGUUUGACACAAAUGGAUUUUUCUGUUUUGGUGGGCCUAUAGGAUUUUUCCUUUUACUCAAUCAAAAAAGUAUGAUUCCCAGGAGAGGACGCGGGUCUAGCCAUUUUGCUGAUAAUGCAAACUAUAUUAACAAAAAUGUUUCGGAUUCUUACGCAUAUUCCGGAAACGACCGCUACGGGUGUUUGGCAGUGGAUUCCUUUUACAACAUUUACAACUUUCUCGAUCCUAUCGCCAUGCGUUUAAAUCCUACAGUCGACGUGAAUUAUUCGAAAGGUAUCCAUCCCUCUAAACUCGUUUUUCUUCGAAAACCUUCCAGUAUCUUAAGAGUCGUUUCUCGGCCAAAUGAUGCACCUGUUCGACUAGUUAGUUAUCAACAGGCACUCAAUCAGUCAAACUCUGAAGAUAAUGAAAGCUCUUCUGUAUUGAUGGAUUCAGAACGGGAUAUAGAACUCGAAACGCGAAAUUUCAAGCAAGAAAAACGAGCAAAAUGGAGAAUGCAAGAGUUAAAUGAGAAUGCCCAAAUUGACUACGUUUUUACAAGUCAGAAAGGUAUCAUUUCGAACAAAUAUUUAACGAUGUUAUCCGCGCAUACCAGUUACUGGAAUAAUGAAGACUUGGUCUGUUUCUUAGUUGUCGAAACAGCCAGGAAAUUUGGAAUCGCUAAUUCCAUUGAACAAUUUCGAGGAAAGCGUGUAUCUCACGAUAAUGCUUCUACAUUGUAACACCGAUGACACUUAUAAUGGCUGAUGAUGUUUUCAAAUUUACAUCUUGCUUUUCUUCUAGCGAUGGGAGAUCUAAGAAUGAGGCAUUACUUACUAUUGAAUUGUUUAACGAGUUAUAAGUUUUCAAUCACUCAGGAUAUAUUUUUGAUGAUGUUUUUUCAAGCUACAUUUAUCCCUAUGUCACCCUCAAAUCAAGGAUGAGACUUUUCUAAAUUUGAAAAAUGUUUGCUAAAGUGCACAGAUAUUUAUUACCUAAAUUGUAUACGACUAGAUUUAAUUUAUGAGAUAAUUAAUUUGACAAUCAACCAUAUGAAAAUUGGACUGUG
Messenger RNA from Schizosaccharomyces cryophilus OY26, 2345 nucleotides. RefSeq names its product phospholipase. Bases 22 to 2019 code for a protein of 665 amino acids. Gene Ontology annotation, molecular function: metal ion binding; glycerophospholipase activity. Gene Ontology annotation, cellular component: cytoplasm. The transcript has 4 exons. NCBI's taxonomy places the organism in Eukaryota, Fungi, Ascomycota, Schizosaccharomycetes, Schizosaccharomycetales, Schizosaccharomycetaceae. The record is from RefSeq and is a predicted model, not a curated record.